AUUUCACUUCUGAAAAUGUCGACUAUGCGUACGGUAAUUGGCCUCGCACUUGCCCUGGUCUUUAGUUUUUCAUUGGCACAUGUUGCCGAAUGGAAAAAUGCCAAAGAUCUGCCAAUAUUGGUGAAAACCAUGAAGGAACUUCAUCGUGGACCACCCAAGCAGACAGUUCUUAAGCGUGCCAAUGUGGAGGAAAAAUGGAUAGCCCAGAAAUUGGAUCAUUUUGAUGAGAGUAAUACGCAAACCUAUCAAAUGCGCUAUUUGGUCAACGAUGAAUUCCAAGAGGAGGGCAGCCCCAUUUUCAUCUAUUUGGGUGGUGAAUGGGCAAUCGAGGACAGCAUGGUCAGUGCUGGUCAUUGGUAUGACAUGGCUCAGGAGCACAAGGGUGUCCUGAUAUAUACAGAACAUCGUUAUUAUGGUGAAAGUAUUCCCACAACCACCAUGUCCACGGAACAUUUGCAAUAUUUGCAUGUGAAGCAAGCCCUGGCUGAUGUGGCACAUUUUAUUGAGACCUACAAAUCGGAGAAUUCCCAAUUGACCAAUUCAAAAGUUUUGCUAGCUGGUGGCUCAUAUUCAGCGACUAUGGUCGUGUGGUUCAAGCGUCUCUAUCCCGAUUUGGUCGAAGGUGGUUGGGCCUCGAGUGCUCCUUUGUUGGCUAAGGUUGAUUUCACCGAAUACAAAGAGGUUGUGGGCCGUGCUUUCCUUCAAUUAGGUGGCCAGCAGUGCUAUAAUCGCAUCAACAAUGGCAUUGCCGAAUUGGAAUCAAUGUUCGAAAACAAUCGAGCUGCGGAAGCAAGAGCCAUGCUACGUUUGUGCAGUUCGUUUGACGACAAAAACGAUCUGGAUUUGUGGACAUUGUUUGGUAGUAUUUCGAAUAUCUUCUCUGGUGUGGCACAAUAUCAAAGAUAUGGCGAGAUUGAAUACUAUUGCGAUUUCUUGCUUAGUUUCGAUGACGAUGCCACAGCCAUUGCAAACUUUGCCUACUGGGCAUGGGGUUACCCUUCAUGCAUCGAUGCCCGUUACUCUGGCACUGUGGAGUAUUAUCUAUGGUCCAUUGAGAACUUUAGUGCCUCUCGUCCCUGGUACUAUCAGACUUGCAAUGAAUACGGUUGGUAUCAAUCGUCUGGAUCAAACAAUCAACCAUUUGGCAACAAAUUCCCCGCCCUUCUUUAUACAACUCUCUGUGCUGAUGUCUUUGGCACACAGUUUACUAAUGAAAAUAUUGGAUUAAGUGUCAGUCAGACGAAUAUUGAUUUUGGUGGUAUGGCGCCCGAAGUAGAGAAUAUCUAUAUGACACACGGUGGUCUGGAUCCCUGGAAUCCCAUGGGUCACGGUGUCACCGAGGGUGCCACUGUCAUAACAAAUGCAUCCCACUGUGCUGACUUUGGUUCUAUUGAUGCGGGUGAUACAGCUGAAAUGCGCGCGUCUAAGGAACGAUUGGCUGAGCUGGUGCGCGAAUGGUUGGCCUAAAUUUAUGGGUCUAGAUAAGUUCUUGAUAACAAACAAGAAAAAAAUAUAUAACAAGAAUUUACUAAUA
Drosophila willistoni is the source of this 1534-nucleotide messenger RNA. RefSeq names its product thymus-specific serine protease. Lineage: Eukaryota; Metazoa; Arthropoda; Insecta; Diptera; Drosophilidae. Bases 16 to 1467 code for a protein of 483 amino acids. Gene Ontology annotation, molecular function: dipeptidyl-peptidase activity; serine-type exopeptidase activity. The transcript has 4 exons. The record is from RefSeq and is a predicted model, not a curated record. Gene Ontology annotation, biological process: proteolysis.